GAGCUGAUGCAAGUUAGCCAGAAGGAAGGGGAGUCUCUGAGAGAUUACAUGCAGCGGUUCAACAAAGCCACAUUGGACAUUGAUAAUGUCCCGGACACAAUCUGCCUGUCCGCCCUGUUGCAUGGGUUGAAGCGUGGCCGGUUCCUAGACAACCUGCUUGAAAACCCACCGAAGACGUGGAAUGAGGUGAAUGACAGGUCGGCCAGCUUCAUACUGUCAGAGGACUUUCAGUCGUCCAAACGACGAGCUGAUGAUAAGCCGAACAGAAGCCAAGAACAACAACCGAGAAAAGAAGAAAAGAAGAAGCAGAAGGUCGGUGAACAAUGGGGGAAACUAGCUGAGUUCCCAAAAUAUGCCAGUUACAUUCCUUUGACCUUACCCAGGUCUCAAAUCCUGGCACAAAUUCAGCACUGGGUUCAGAGACCUCCACCCCCACUACAUGAUUCCCCGAGGGCAGAUAAGAGCAAACAUUGUGACUACCAUCGUGUAUAUGGUCACAAUACCGAGGAUUGCCAACACUUAAAGGACGAGUUAGAGUUUUUGGCUCGUAACGGGAAGCUAGAAGGGUAUGUUCAGAAGCCUCACACCCAGCAACCCACUCAAACCCAUUUUGUGCAGGCGUAUGACCGACCUCAAGGACAGAGGUACCAGCAUGGAGGGACGCAGGAUGCGUAUCUGGAUAACCAGUAUCCUUCUGAACAGAACAGAGCGUACCGAGGACGUCCUUUCAACAGGAGAGGGCAGGGACCGAGGACUACUGCCCCGAAUCAAAAAGACAGAAAAGGGGUAGGUUAUGCUGGGAUACCACCACCUUCUGGUACAAUAAACAUGAUAUCGGGUGGUGUUCACUCUGGGGGCCAAAGCGCCCGAGCUCGCAAGGCAUAUGCCCGACAGGUGAUGACCGUCAACAAAAACAGACCCUUGAAACGGCCGUUUGAGGAAGCAGAAUGGGAAAAUAUGCCCAUCACAUUUAGCCCGGCGGAUUACAAACGAGCAGAAGGAGAGUCUGACAUUAUGAUGCCCCAUGCAGAUCCCUUUGUGACAACAGUUCAUAUAGGCAAUCAUAAUGUCAAUAAGGUGUUUAUUGACACUGGCAGUUCGCCAGAUAUCCUGUAUUGGGGUUGUUUCUAGAAGAUGCAGCUAAAUCCGAGCUCGCUGCAAAAGCAUGAAGGACCAAUUUACGGAUUUGAUAAUCAGCCCGUCCCUGUGGAGGGAGUUAUUACUCUCCCUAUAUAUGUAGGCUCAGAACCGCGCUUCAGGAUGGCUUCGGUCACCUUCCUGGUCGUUAAGAUGGAAUCAGCUUUCAAUGCUAUAUUAAGAAGAGCCACCCUGUGCAAGCUGAAGGCUGUUAUCUCACAGCCCCAUCUCUGUAUGAAGUUCCCAACUCCGCAGGGGGUGGGAGUGUUGAAGGGGAACCAGAAGAUGGCCAGAGCAUGCUAUCAGGAUACGUUUAAGAAGGUUGAGCUCGCUGCAGCCCCUGGAAGAUCUGAAAGUA
Molecule: messenger RNA, 1495 nt
Organism: Rubroshorea leprosula
Lineage: Eukaryota; Viridiplantae; Streptophyta; Magnoliopsida; Malvales; Dipterocarpaceae
Source: the annotation of a GenBank genome assembly